AUGAGUGGGCAAGUAGGUGACCUGAGCCCCUCGCAGGAGAGGGCGUUGGCCCAGUUCCGGGAGAACAUGCAGGAUGUCCUGGCCGUCCUGCCCAGCGCCGAUGACUACUUCCUCCUCCGCUGGCUCCGAGCUCGGAACUUUGACCUGAAGAAAUCAGAGGACAUGCUGAGGAAGCACAUGAAGUUCCGGAAGCAACAGGAUCUGGACAACAUCCUCGCGUGGCAGCCGUCAGAGGUGGUCAGGCUGUAUGAGCCCAGUGGCUUCUGCGGCCACGACAGGCAGGGCAGCCCCGUCUGGUACCGCAUCGUCAGAGGCCUGGACCUCAGGGGCCUCCUGCUCUCCGUCUCCAAACAAGAGAUCCUCAGAUUCAACUUCCGGAGCCUGGAGCUGCUCCUGCGAGACUGUGAGCGGCAGAGCCAGGAGCUGGGGAGGAAAGUGGAGAAAAUCUCGACUGUUUUUGAUUUCGAGGGGCUGAGCCUGAGGCAUCUGUGGAAGCCAGGAGUGGAGCUUAUCCAGGAGUUUCUCUCGGCACUUGAGGCAAACUACCCUGAGAUUCUGAAGAAUUUAAUUGUUGUGAAAGCCCCCAGGCUCUUCCCGGUGGCCUUCAACCUGAUCAAGCCGUACAUCACUGAGGAGACACGCAGGAAGGUGGUGAUCCUUGGAGGCAACUGGAAGCAAGAGUUGCUGAAGUUCAUCAGCCCCGACCAGCUGCCUGUGGAGUUCGGGGGGACCAUGACCGACCCUGACGGCAAUCCCAAGUGCCUGACCAAGGUCCGGUGCCCGGAGGACGGGGAGGAAGGGGGAUGCCGGGGGGCGGUGCCCGCUCACCACUCCCGCCCACAGAUCAACUACGGGGGCGACGUGCCCCCGCAUUACUACCUGCACAACCACGUGAGGGUGCAGUACGACCACCAGGCGACCGUGGGCCGAGGCUCCUCCCUGCAGGUGGACAGCGAGGUCCUGUUCCCGGGCUGCGUGCUCAGGUGGCAGUUCGCGUCGGACGGAGGGGACAUCGGCUUCGGGGUUUUCCUGAAGACCAAGAUGGGGGAGCGGCAGCGGGCCGGGGAGAUGACGGAGGUGCUGGCCAGCCAGCGCUACAACGCCCACAUGGUGCCCGAGGACGGGAGCCUCACCUGCACGGAAGCCGGCGUCUACGUCCUGAGGUUUGACAACACCUACAGCCUGAUCUACCCCAAGCACAUCAGCUACACCGUGGAGGUGCUGCUCCCGGACCAAACCUCCCUGGAGAAGAUAGAGAAAUUCUAG
Rangifer tarandus platyrhynchus (Svalbard reindeer) is the source of this 1266-nucleotide messenger RNA. The record is from the annotation of a GenBank genome assembly. NCBI's taxonomy places the organism in Eukaryota, Metazoa, Chordata, Mammalia, Artiodactyla, Cervidae.